AUGACGAGGACUUCUAUAUGCGUAUACCACUUCCUUGUUUCGAGCUGGUAUAUUUUCCUCAAUUAUCACAUCUCACAAAAAGGAAGGAGUAAGCAGAUGUCCAAAAUCUUUCUAAAUGGUGGACAGUGGAAGUACUUGACACUCCUUAAUCUGCUCUUGCAGGCCAUUUUCUUUGGGGUUGCUUGCCUGGAAGAUGUGCUGAAGAAAAUGAAAGGGAAAAAAGACAUUAAGUUCAUAACUGCCUUCAGAGACCUGCUCUUCACCACACUGGCUUUUCCUAUAUCCACGUUUGUAUUUUUUACUUUCUGGCUACUCUUUCUCUACGAUCGAGAACUCGUUUACCCUGAGGCCCUAGAUGGUAUCUUUCCAGUGUGGCUCAAUCAUGCAAUGCACACGUUCAUACUCCCCUUUUCCCUGGUUGAAGUCAUCCUUAGGCCACACAGCUAUCCAAUGAAGAAGAAAGGACUCAGCUUGUUGGCUGCUGCGAGUCUUGCUUACAUUAGCAGGGUCCUUUGGAUCUACUCUGAGACUGGUACGUGGGUAUAUCCUGUGUUUGCCAAACUCAGUCCAGUGGGCCUAGCAGCCUUUUUUUCGCUCAGCUACAUCUGUAUUGCCAGCAUCUACCUACUUGGAGAGAAGCUCAACCAUUCACAAUGGGGUGACAUGAGGCAGCCAAAGAAGAAGAAGUGA
Messenger RNA from Pipistrellus nathusii (Nathusius's pipistrelle), 690 nucleotides. The record is from the annotation of a GenBank genome assembly. Lineage: Eukaryota; Metazoa; Chordata; Mammalia; Chiroptera; Vespertilionidae.